Rana temporaria (common frog) is the source of this 1296-nucleotide messenger RNA. Its product is annotated as gastrula zinc finger protein XlCGF17.1-like. The record is from RefSeq and is a predicted model, not a curated record. Gene Ontology annotation, biological process: negative regulation of transcription by RNA polymerase II. The transcript has a single exon. Gene Ontology annotation, molecular function: DNA-binding transcription repressor activity, RNA polymerase II-specific. Lineage: Eukaryota; Metazoa; Chordata; Amphibia; Anura; Ranidae. The coding region runs from base 219 to 1268 and encodes 349 amino acids.
GACCAUCGUAUUCCUCUUAUCCUGAGGAACCUCAGACUGUGCGGGACGGUGCCGUCCUUCCAACAGAUAAGAGGUUUUCAUGUACGGAGUGCGGGAAGCAAUUUCUAUUUAAAUCCGGUCUUAAUGCGCAUAAAAUAUCUCAUACAAGUGAGAAGACUUAUUCCUGUCUUGAGUGCGGGAAAACUUUUUCCAAAAAGUACCGUCUUUACAGACAUCAGAUGUUUCAUUCCGGUAAGAAAACCUAUUCCUGUCCUGAGUGCGAGAAAAGUUUUCUUCAUAAAGCUUCCCUAUUCAAACAUCAGAAGUCUCACAAGGGUGAGAAGCCGUAUUUCUGUUCUGAGUGCGGGAAACGUUUUUACCAGAAGUGCGAUCUUUACAGACAUGAGAGAACUCAUACAGGUGAAAAGCCGUAUUCCUGUCCUGAGUGCGGUAAGUGUUUUUCAAGGACGUCCAAUCUUUACACGCAUCAGAGAUUGCACAUGGGGGUGAAGCCGUAUGCCUGUUCUGAGUGCGGAAAAUGUUUUUUAAAAAAAGCAGACCUUGUCACACAUCAGAGAUCUCACACAGGGGAAAAGCCGUAUUCCUGUCCUGAGUGUGGAAAAUGUUUUUCAAACACAACCAAUUUCUACAGACAUCAGAAAACUCACACAGGUGAGAAGUCACAUUUCUGUCCCGAGUGCGGGAAAUCUUUUCCAAACAAGUCCAAUUUUGACAGACAUCAGAAAUCUCACACGGGGGAGAAGCCGUUUUCCUGUCCUGAGUGCGGAAAAUGUUUUUCACAGAAGUCACAUCUUUACAAGCAUCUGAAAUCUCACACUGGGGAGAAGCCGUAUUCCUGUCCCGAGUGCGGGAAAUGUUUUUCACAGAAAGCACAUCUUUAUAAACAUCUGAAAAUUCACACGGGGGAGCAACUGUAUACCUGUUCUGAGUGCGGGAAAUGUUUUACAGAGAAGUCUCGUCUUUAUACACACCAGGUUUUGCACUUGGAUAGGAAGACCUAUUCCUGUCCUGAGUGUGAGAAAAGUUUUCUUCAUAAAUCCUCCCUAUUCAAACAUCGGAGAUGUCACACAGGGGAGAAGCCGUAUUCCUGUUCUGAGUGCAAGAAAAGUUUUUUCCAGAAGUGCGAUCUUUUCAGACAUCAGAGAACUCACACGGGAGAGAAGCCAUAUUUCUGUCCUGAGUGCGGAAAAUGCUUCUCAAGGUCUUCCAGUCUUUACAAGCAUCAGAGAUUGCACAAGGAGGAGAAGCCACUUUCCUGUCCUGAGUGAGGGAAUUGUUCCUCACUGAAGUCCUGUC